Messenger RNA from Hippocampus zosterae (dwarf seahorse), 5539 nucleotides. RefSeq names its product DNA topoisomerase II beta (gene top2b). The record is from RefSeq and is a predicted model, not a curated record. Gene Ontology annotation, molecular function: ATP binding; DNA binding; DNA topoisomerase type II (double strand cut, ATP-hydrolyzing) activity. Gene Ontology annotation, biological process: DNA topological change; sister chromatid segregation; resolution of meiotic recombination intermediates. NCBI's taxonomy places the organism in Eukaryota, Metazoa, Chordata, Actinopteri, Syngnathiformes, Syngnathidae. Gene Ontology annotation, cellular component: nucleus. The coding region runs from base 470 to 5260 and encodes 1596 amino acids. The transcript has 36 exons.
UCCUUCGUACUGAUUGGUAGGAUGUCUCGCAAAUGGCGGAACCGGGCGUCCAAUGCUGCAUUUAGCAAACAAUCGUUUCUAUGUUUGCAUUCGGAAGUCUUUAAAUAUAUAGUGUCGUCAUUUUAGUAAGUCUUAAUUUGUAUUCUUUUGAUGUUGGUUUUGCUACCCAAACAGGAAUCAUAUAUAAUGUUUUUGUGUGGAAAAUAGUAUUUUGACAACAGUGUCCUGGUUAGCAUCUUUGUUGGAAGUUUAGGCCUCGAACGGCUGUUUAAUGGUUUUUAACAAUAGCCCUGAAACAAUUUUGCAUGUAUUGGAAUAUUUUUUUUCCAAACAGAGUGAAACACAACAGCAUGGGAGUUAAUAACCUUCCGAUGACUUGCAACUAUUGAAACGUGUUUUGUUAUAUCGCUGUAAUUGAAGAAAACAUUUUCCGUGCGGCAUCAUUAAAUUUGAGGAUCACAAAGGAAGGAUGUCCUACGGCGCAGCAGGAAGCGGUGGGAUUUCUCCUUGGAUGGAGGGAGCAAAUGGAAGGGGUGUAGAUGAGAAGAUGGAAGGGGUCAAGAAAGAUAAGAUAACCUCCAAGCUGUCUGUUGAGAGAGUUUACCAAAAGAAGACGCAGCUUGAACACAUUCUUCUUCGACCUGACACAUACGUUGGCUCCGUUGAGCCCCUCACGCAGCUAAUGUGGGUUUUUGAUGAAGAGGUUGGAAUGAACCAGAGGGAAAUUACCUUUGUACCUGGACUAUAUAAAAUUUUUGAUGAGAUUCUUGUCAAUGCAGCAGAUAACAAACAGAGGGAUAAAAACAUGAGUGCCAUUAAGAUCAACAUUGACCCUGAGUCCAACACCAUCUCUAUCUGGAACAAUGGUAAAGGAAUACCAGUGGUGGAGCACAAGGAUGAGAAAAUGUAUGUCCCAGCUCUUAUUUUUGGUCACCUGCUCACCUCCAGCAACUAUGAUGAUGAUGAAAAGAAGGUCACAGGUGGGAGAAAUGGCUACGGUGCCAAACUUUGCAAUAUUUUCAGUACCAAAUUCACUGUGGAAACUGCCUGCAAGGAGUACAGACACAGUUUCAAGCAGACUUGGCAGAACAACAUGAGCAAGACUUCAGAGGCCAAGAUCAAGUUCUUCGAUGGAGAGGAUUUCACUUGUGUGACUUUCCAGCCAGACCUAUCCAAGUUUAAAAUGGAGAAACUGGAUACGGAUACAGUAGCUCUUCUAACACGCAGAGCAUAUGAUGUUGCCGGUUCCUGCAAAGGUGUCAAAGUCACUCUGAACGGGAAAAAAAUACCUGUUAAUGGCUUCCGCAGCUAUGUGGAUCUUUAUGUGAAAGACAAAUUGGAUGAGACAGGUGUAGCCCUGAAAGUGGUGCAUGAGACUGUAAAUGAACGAUGGGAAGUGUGUCUCACAAUGAGUGAGAAAGGAUUCCAACAAAACAGCUUUGUCAACAGCAUCGCCACGACCAAGGGUGGUAGGCACGUCGACUAUGUGGUUGAUCAAGUAGUGUCCAAACUUAUUGAAGUAGUGAAGAAAAAAAACAAGGCAGGAGUGUCUGUCAAACCUUUCCAGGUUAAAAACCACCUUUGGGUUUUUGUGAAUGCACUAAUUGAGAAUCCAAGCUUCGACUCCCAGACAAAGGAAAACAUGACCCUCCAGACAAAAAGCUUUGGUUCCAAAUGUCUUCUGUCUGACAAGUUUAUCAAGGGUGCAAUCAAUUGUGGGAUUGUCGAGAGUAUACUCAACUGGGUGAAGUUCAAAGCUCAGACACAGCUGAAUAAAAAGUGCUCAUCUGUGAAGCACAGCAAGAUUAAAGGCAUCCCCAAACUGGACGAUGCCAAUGAUGCUGGCGGGAAACACUCCUCAGAAUGCACUCUUAUCCUCACUGAGGGCGAUUCAGCAAAAUCUCUUGCUGUUUCUGGACUCGGAGUCAUCGGUCGUGAUCGCUAUGGUGUAUUUCCACUGAGAGGAAAGAUCCUAAAUGUCCGUGAAGCAACGCACAAACAGAUAAUGGAAAACGCUGAAAUCAAUAACAUCAUCAAAAUUGUUGGACUACAAUACAAGAAGAGUUAUGAAGACCCAGAGUCCCUGAGGAGUCUGCGCUAUGGCAAGAUCAUGAUCAUGACAGACCAGGAUCAAGAUGGGUCCCAUAUAAAAGGUCUACUCAUCAACUUCUUUCAUCACAACUGGCCAUCCUUGUUGAAACACACAUUCCUGGAGGAAUUUAUCACACCUAUUGUCAAAGUUACGAAGAAUAAGCAAGAACUGGCCUUUUACAGCAUUCCAGAGUUUAACGAGUGGAAGAAACGUACAGAAAACUAUAAAACCUGGCAUGUAAAGUACUACAAAGGUUUGGGUACAAGUACAAGCAAAGAGGCAAAAGAAUAUUUUGCUGAAAUGGAGAAGCAUCGCAUCACAUUUCGAUACAAUGGUGCUGAGGAUGAUGCGGCCAUCACUUUGGCCUUCAGUAAGAAGAAAACUGAUGACAGGAAGGAGUGGCUCACCAACUUCAUGGAGGACAGACGGCAAAGACGAAUUCAUGGUCUCCCUGAGCAAUACCUGUAUGGAACGCAAGCCAGACAUCUGUCCUACAACGACUUUAUCAACAAGGAGUUGAUUCUGUUCUCCAACUCUGAUAAUGAGAGAUCCAUUCCUUCAUUGGUUGAUGGCUUAAAGCCUGGCCAAAGAAAAGUGCUUUUCACUUGCUUGAAGAGGAAUGACAAGAGGGAGGUAAAAGUUGCACAGCUGGCAGGUUCAGUGGCAGAGAUGUCUGCUUAUCAUCACGGAGAGCAAGCGCUCAUGAUGACCAUUGUCAACUUGGCUCAAAACUUUGUGGGCAGUAACAACGUCAACAUCCUGCAGCCCCUUGGCCAGUUUGGCACUCGUAUCAAUGGAGGCAAAGAUGCUGCCAGCCCUCGUUAUAUCUUCACUAUGCUUAGUCCUCUCGCCAAGCUGUUGUUUCCAGCGGUGGACUCCAACCUGCUAAAGUUCCUUUAUGAUGACAACCAGAAGGUGGAGCCAGAGUGGUACAUUCCCAUCAUUCCAAUGGUGCUUAUAAACGGUGCAGAGGGCAUUGGAACCGGUUGGGCAUGCAAGAUCCCCAACUACGACCCCCGAGAGAUCGUCAACAACAUCAGCCGGCUGCUAAACCACGAAGACCCACUGCCAAUGCUUCCCAGGUAUAAAAACUUCAAAGGGGUGAUCCACGAACUGGGUCCGAACCAGUACCUGGUUAGUGGAGAGGUGUCAGUCCUUGACAAAAACACCAUUGAGAUCACAGAACUUCCCGUACGAACAUGGACACAGACUUAUAAGGAAUCUGUGCUGGAGCCGAUGCUGCAGGGGACCGAAAAAACACCAUCACUCAUCAGCGAUUACAAGGAGUACCACACAGAUUCGACUGUGAAGUUUGUGGUUCGCAUGUCUGAUGAGAAACUAGCGCAGGCUGAGGCAGCUGGCCUCCACAAAGUCUUCAAGCUUCAGUCCAGCCUCACCUGCAACUCAAUGGUUCUUUUUGACCACAUGGGUUGUCUAAAGCGAUAUGAUUCUGUCCAAGACAUUCUAAGAGAUUUCUUUGAGCUGCGCCUACACUACUACAAACUUCGAAAAGACUGGUUGAUUGGUAGCCUUGGAGCUGAAGCGACUAAACUGUCCAAUCAAGCUCGUUUUGUUUUGGAGAAGAUCGAAGGAAAAAUUUCAAUUGAGAACAAAUCCAAGCGCGAGCUAAUCCGCAUGUUGGUCCAGAAAGGCUAUGAGUCUGAUCCUGUAGCUGCCUGGAACAAGGCUCAAGAAAAGGCUCAAGAAGAAGACGAUCACGAUGGAAAUGAGAGUGACAGCUCGUUGCACUCUGGUACGUCAUCAGGCCCAAAUUUUAAUUACAUUCUCAACAUGUCUCUAUGGUGCUUGACGAAAGAGAAAGUGGAGGAACUCCUGAAACAACGAGACCAGAAGACGGGAGAGCUACAGAAUCUCAUGGAGAAAUCCCCAGAGGAUCUCUGGAAGGAGGACUUGGCAGUUUUCAUAGAAGAAUUAGAUAAUUUUGAGGCACUUGAGCGAGAAGAUCAAAAUAUCGGGAAAGUCAUCAAACUUGUGAAAGGCAAAGUUGGUAAACCCAAAGCAAAGAAGCUGAAUCUCGAGGAGACUAUGCCCUCACCAUUUGGCCGCAGGGUGGAUCCUCCAUCUCUGCUGCUGAAAUCGGAUGCAACCAAGAAACUGACCAAAAAGCGGAAGAUUGACUCUGACCCAGUUCUGAAGUUGGAAGGUGGUGAUGAUCUUUUGGGCCAAGAUGCCACAACAGGUGAAAGCCCUGUCGUCAAACCAAAGACUCCACGUGUAAAGAAGGACAAAAAAGAACCAGGAGUUCCCAGAUUGAGAAAAACACCAGGACCCAAAGGAAGUCCUGUAAAGAAGGUGAAAAAACGAAAUCCCUGGUCGGAAGAUGAUUCUAAUUCAGACAGUGAUCUGGGGAAUAGUCAGCCUGUCAUCCCCAGGGAGACCAAGUCUCAGAGGGCAUCAGCAUCCAAGCCAAAAUACACAUUCGAUUUCUCGGAAGAGGAAGAUGAGGGCGAGAAUGCAAGUGAUAACGACAUUGUUUCCACUGAAGUGGACACGGAGGUGAAAGAUCAGGUGAAUGAAUCUGAAAUGAAGGAGCACGACAGUGACCGUGAUGAAGAUGACUUUGAUGAUGACAAAGACUCGGACUCUGCCAGCAACCAGAAGACCAUAUCUCGGCCUGUGGCUAAAAAGAAAGAGACAGCCACAAUUUUCUCCUCUAAAUCGGUCUUCUCAGACAAGAGCAACGACAGUGAGGGGUCGAAAGCAGACAGUGAUGACGACAAUGGAGAUCUUUCCACCUUUUCAAGCAGCUCUGCGUUUGACAGCCAAUCACUAGCCCAAAAAGUGUCUAAGAAGCCAUCCGCUGCAGUUCCAAAACCUCGGAAGACACCCACACCAAAAACAAAGAAACCCGAUAAAUCACUGUGGGACUCUGACUCCGACACAGGGUCCAAGAAAGUGGCUCUUAAAAGUUCAGGUAAAGGCCGAGGAAGAAAGAAAACGGCAUCUGGCUCUGAGGAUGACAAUUAUAAUCCAGCGAAGAAAAUGUCAAAACUGGUAGGCAGGAAGUUUCACAAUCCUCCAUCCAAUGACGAGAACGACAGCAACAGUCAGGGUGCCAUGAACACGCCAUUCCGGCCGGGCCGUGCCAAGAAGGACGUCAAAUAUUUUGCCGAGUCUGACAACGACCAUGACGACAUGUUUGACUAAAUCCACUUUUGACAAUGAUCGCGCCCCUUGUAUGGAAUUCUUUUACUUCACACAGAAUUUGUACAUCUACUCUUUACAUUUUAUUUUGUUCAUACGGUAUUGUUUUUUUUUUUUUUUUGUUUUUUAACAUGUAAUGUUUACAAAUGUCUUUGUUAUGUUAAUUGAAAGGGUCUGUAUUUGUCUAAGGCAGCUUUUAGAAGUUUAGAAAAGCUUUUAAUUGUUAAAGGAUAAUGUAACUUUUUGAACAUGUUAAGAGUAAACAAGAAAUGUGUCACCUUU